AAUUGCGUAGCUUCUCCAUUGGCAGCGGGCCCAACUCGCCGCAGCGCGUCGUCUCCAAUUUGCGGGGAUUCCUCACCCAUCGCCUAAGUAACAUCACACCGAGCGACACAGGUUGUUCACUGGCAUGCCAACAACUCGUACACCUUCAACUACAACAACCACACCAAAACAUGUAAAACCACACAGCAACAACAUCAAAAGCAGCAGCAACAAACACCACAGUUAACCACAAGCAACGAUUAACCACCUCAAAACCGAGCGAGAGAAGAAAUCGGAAACACAAACGGAAACGGCCAUAUUUGUAGCGAGCGCUAAGCAAUUUCCGGCUGAAAGACAUGACGGGCCCUCAGAUUGGCGCCUAAAAGCUUUAACUUAAAAGAGUACAAACAAAGAGAAUAGAAAGGAUAUCCAACACGAAUCCAGGUGCAGAACUCUAAUAACACCUCAGCAAUCAAACAAUUGCAACCAAAAUGGCCUCAUUCCAAAUACCUGUUAUCAACCUCGAGUUGCGCGAGGUCAAGGACAUCGUGUGGGAGAAGAUCCAGGAGCCGGUCAACCAGCGCCGUCUCAUCCUUGUGAUCGUAUCGAUAGCCCUGCUGCUGGACAACAUGCUGUAUAUGGUGAUAGUUCCCAUUAUACCUGACUAUCUGAGAGAGAUUGGCAGCUUCGACGAUGGGCCAACGCCACCGCCAUUGAGGGACAAUAUCACGGGCAAGAUCAUUCCCGUUCAUCAUGAUCAUCAUGGUCAGGACUCGGCCACGGGCAUUCUAUUUGCCUCGAAGGCCAUCGUCCAGCUUAUGGUGAAUCCCUUUUCGGGCGGCCUCAUCGAUAAGAUCGGCUAUGAUUUACCCAUGAUGAUCGGACUGACUAUUAUGUUCUUCUCCACGGCCGUUUUUGCCUGUGGCAGCAGCUAUAGCGUCCUGUUCUUUGCCCGAUCUCUUCAAGGAGCUGGUUCCGCCUUUGCGGAUACCGCCGGAUUGGCCAUGAUAGCGGAUCGAUUUACUGAGGAAAACGAACGAUCACAGGCUUUGGGUAUUGCGUUGGCCUUUAUUAGUUUUGGAUGUCUGGUGGCGCCACCGUUUGGCGGAGCUCUCUAUCAGUUUGCUGGUAAGGAAGUGCCCUUCCUGAUCCUGGCAUUGGUGUGUCUGCUGGAUGGCUUGAUGUUGCUGCUGGUAAUGAAACCGGUCAAGGAGGCAAUUAAGCAAAGCAAAGAGGUGCAAGACCAAGUGAUUCCCAUCUGGCGGCUGUUGAUGGAUCCCUAUAUUGCCGUCUGUGCUGGAGCACUCACCAUGUCCAAUGUGGCGCUGGCCUUCCUGGAGCCAACUAUCUCCCUGUGGAUGGAGGACAACAUGACUACGGACAACUGGAAGAUCGGAAUGGUGUGGCUUCCAGCCUUUUUCCCGCACGUGCUGGGCGUGGUCAUUACAGUGAAGAUGGCCAGAAAGUAUCCACAGCACCAAUGGCUAAUGGCCGCCGGCGGGUUGGCCUUGGAGGGCUUCUCCUGCUUUAUUAUACCCUUCUGCAGCGGUUACAAGAUGCUGAUGUUGCCCAUCUGCGUGAUCUGCUUUGGAAUUGCUUUGAUUGAUACAGCCCUACUGCCUACACUGGGUUAUCUGGUGGACGUGCGUUACGUCUCUGUGUAUGGCAGUAUCUAUGCCAUUGCGGAUAUAUCCUAUUCGAUCGCCUACGCCGUAGGACCAAUUAUCGCUGGAGGAGUGGUGGAGGCCAUCGGCUUUACGGCUCUCAACUUUUUAAUAGCUUUCUCGAAUCUAGCCUAUGUUCCUGUGCUACGAAAACUGCGCAACAUCUAUGACUUCAAGCCAUUUGAGAACGAAGCCAACAUCCUGAUGCAGGAUCCGCCCAACAAGGAGUACCAGACCUACGUGAUGCACGACCAGAAACCAGUGGAAGGCGGUGUCAAAAACCACCUAGAGUACGGGCAGCAGUAUCAGCAGGAACAGGAGACCAAUCUAGAUGACCAGCAGUACGAGUACCAACAGCAGCAGGGAUACCAGCAAGCCGGUGGCUAUCAGCAGGAUCAGGGUUAUCAGCCAGGCUACCAGGAGCAGGGCGGGAGCUAUGCCCCUCAAGGACAGCCCCGCGUGGCCAAUCCCUUCCAGCAGCAGCAGCAGCAACAACAGCAGCAGGCUCAGAGCAGAGGUCCUGCCGGCCCGGCGAAUCCCUUUAGGCAAGGAUUUUAAACUGUUGCCCAUAUGCCCAAAGGCAAAACACACAAAAACCCCUAGUCUUAAAUCGUGUUCUUUUGUACAUCUCCGUGUGCAACAAUUCUUGUUCUUUGUUGAACCCACUUUAAAACUCGACACAAAACACAUAUACAUAUAUUUAGCAUAGACAUAUAGGCAAGUGGUACGUACACUAUAACGAGCAUAACAUGCAGAUAGUUAAUACAGCAGCUAGUUAAUGCCUUGCACCGCACCAAGUUUUGUAUCAUACACGAAUGUUGAAGCAACUAAAGGCAGUGAUGGGAAGGGUACGAUUUGGUUUUACUUGGGCUGGAAACAAGAAAUGUGCCCAUAAAUAAGAUCAAGUUCGAAGUUACAUUUUUAAAAACUUGAAAAUUCGUUUAAAAUUUAAAUUAAAAGAUCUGAUAAUGAAACAGAAAAAUAAGAAAAAUGUGAUCUUCAUUUUGUAAAUGGUCCAUAAAACUGAUUAUUCAGCCCAGUCGGUUAAAGAAUUAUUCCCAUGCCCAAGUAAAUACCAAGAAAACUACCAAUGCCUACAAAAUUCCCAUCACUGACACAACGCAUAUAUGCAUAAGCAUAUAGCAGCUAUAUAGUGCGAUCCGAUCGGAUAGCCUAUGCCCUAUACUCAGUACUCAUGCAGCCGUUUUCGUGUCUAUCAGUCAGUGAAGCUAGAGAAACCAAAGCCUAGACAUAGUUAGUCGAUAAGGGGAGGACUCGGACUCCCGCCCUAUCAAAUAUACACACAUACAUAUAUGUAUCAGAUAUUAUAUACACAUAUAUAUAUAUAUAUCUAUAUAGAAGUUAAGAUUAAGCGGCUCAGCUGGCCAGAGGACCACUUUCGACCAAGUGCCGCCGUUCGACAGGCAAUGGCAUUCAUAUCGCAGACAUAUCACAAAUUGCACAAAUCGAAACCCUCCCCCGCCCACUGAACCAGAGGAACUCUUUCGGAUGUCAUUGUGGCGGACUUGGGAAUGAGAGUGGAUUCCCAGGCUGGCUUGGCUAUAUGAUUUCCGAUUUGAAAAAAAAUUCUUCAGUUAACGAUUUGUUAAUAUAAGACACAACCAAGGUAACGAUACAUAUCAGAGUCUCAAUGGCUCGCCUGUUAAAAUUACCAAAAGUGAUAUUACUUAUUGCUACUAGUCUAUAUAAAUAAUUAUAUACAUAUAUAUCGUAUCAUAUCGAUAACAUACACACCUACUUUUAGGCCGUACAUGAAGUGUACAUAAGUUAUACAACCAAUGGAAACGGAAAUCAAUUUGAGAUUCAAAUUCAAGUUUCAUAUUAACCUACCAAUCAAUUAUUAUUUGCUUGUUGACUCUAUGAGCACAUGGGCGGCUCCGAUCAGGGGACUGCCGCCAUAGUAGAUCUUCGAUAGCAUAGCAUAAAUGUGUGUACCUUGUCUAUAAGAUAAAGAUAUAAAACUAAAAUCUAAAACAAAAAUAUGAACAUAUAUAUAUAUAUAUUAAUUAAAGAUUAAAAUACUGUAUUUUUGAUUAAUUUCGACUGCACCACUUUUUAGGGCAGUUUACUGCCCCUAUAUUAUACACCUUUUUAGAUGGAGCUUAAGCUCUAUUAUAUCGAUAAGUAAAAUGAUCUUUUAUAUGCAAAUUCAGCAUGCGUAUAUGGAUGUCAGAAUAUUUAUGUACAUUUUUCAAAUGUGUUUAGUCAGAAAUUACAGUUUAUUACGAGUAUAUCACAGACUUUCUAUAUCCGUGAACAUAUCAGUGAAACGGCCAUUUCAAUGCGAACCCAGUAUAUGAGUAUCUUAUGAAUUACGAAAGCAAUUGGUUAGAUCGCAGUCUGCAUAUUUAUACGCUAUAUAUUAACAGAAAUGCACUGAUUUUAAUGAAGUUACAAAUUAAGUUUAGAAAAUCUUGGUUUUAAUAUUGUAUUUCAAUUACGUUAAUUUUUAUAUGAUAUAUAGACAUUCUAGCAAAACAAAAAUGUUGUCUGUUUUUAUGAAUUGAUUGCUUUAAAUUUUGUUUUAACACUUUUUAAUUAUUUCACUUGUUUAACUAAAAUUUACAUGUACUUAAAAUAUAUACAUAGCUCUACAAAUUUACAAAACUGUAGAAUUACUCUUAACUAUAAUAUGAAUUAAACUCAUGAAAAAAUCUCCCAUCAAAAGUAUCAAUUAAAAGGACGGAAAGGUAGUGGCGAAGAAGAAGUAAAGUGUUAAAGCAAACUACAUAUUUACAUAUAUGAAAUGCAAAAAGGAAGAAGAAAACAGAACAAUUAACCUAGUCAAUAGCGUACAUAUAUAUCAUUAUGUAACAUAUUAUAAAUAGAUUGUUUAUUUAAGUAGCUAACAAUAGAAUUUUAAUUACAAUUAACCAAACAUAUAUAUAAAUCUAAAGAGACCCCAAGAAGCAAUAUUUAUUUAAGUUUCCUUUGAAACAAUCAUCUAAAAGAAAACCAACAACGCCAAGCCCCAAAGUCAUGUUAAGAGCAUAGAAAUAUCAAUUGAAUUCCCUUCUUAUAUUUAAUUUACUUCAAUCAACUUCCUUUCACUAAAAUGUGUUUGAACUUUGCAUGACUUUUGAGGCUGGUUGUAGAUAGAUGUCAAAUAAAUAAUACAAAACAAUUUCAGGCAUUCAAGAUUUCAAAAUAGAUUUGAACAGUUUUAACCAAAGUUUGGUAGAGCGCAACAUGUAUAUGAAUCUUCCAAUUUUGGUUUACAAUUAAAUAUAUAUAAAAUUAUAUAUAUAUAUAUAUAUAUAUACAGUUAAGUAAUAACCAUCACAUAAUGUAGACAAAGGACGGAGUCCCAGAAGGUCAAUAGAAAGUAGCCUGAAGGAUGUGUAGCAGUGCCGGCAAUGUGUAAUAACUUACUAAACAAAUAAGAGCAAAUGGAACGCAUAAACUAAAUGUGUUACAAGCAUAUAAAUAUAAACAAAACAAGUAUAAGAAGAAAUGUAUGAUAAACUAUAUAAAUAUACAUUUAUAAAAUGAAUUAUAAAACACGAUAGCAGUUAAUUGAAUGGUUAUACUCUGCGUAUUACAAGUGUUGAAUGUUCAAUAGCAUUAUAUGAAUUAUGAAUUAUACGCAAUAACUGUGCGCUAUGGAUAAUUAAUGAACAAAUUCAUUUUUAAUAUCGAAUAUUUACUAAAAAUGAUAUAGGGAUUUUACCUUGGCAAACAAAAAAUAAAAAAACAAAAAACCAAACCAGUAAGCACAGAAAAAAAUAAUUUGAUAUUUUUUCAUAUGAGAAAUGCCUCUCCGAACAGUUUCUAUGUGUUGUGCGUGUGAAGAACGUUUUAGAAAAUUUAAUUGUAUACCCUUAGAGAAAAUAAAAUGAGUUUGUAAGCGAUGCCCACAAAGUUAAAUGCCACCACAGUUCAGUUUUUGUAUUGUAUAUAAGGCAUAAAUCUCGUUAGUUUCGAAUGUCUUUUUUGGUAAGAGUAAAAGUCAAACUCAAAGUGGAAGCGUUUCAAGUACAUACUUAUAUAGUACAGAGCUAAAUUAUUACGAAAGUCUUUGCAAUUUGUUUCGGCUAAUGUUAUAGACGUUUGUGUUACAUAUUUAACAAUAAUUAUUACGAUAAACAGUGGAAAUUAUAAUAACAGAUAAGUAAGCAAAUCCAAAAGAAAUACCAGAAGCGAAAAUUAAAAUUUUACCAAGUAUCCAAAUCCCAGUUCUGUAACGUUGCUGUUCAAUUUCCAAGUCUAUCCAUCUAUAUUCUAAACGUAAUUAUGUUUGUAUCUGAAUAUCAAACCGUUCUUCAACUAUCCCCAAAAAUGAAAACAAAAGCUAAGCAGCAAACUAAGUGCUAUGCAUAUCAAAAAAGCGAAUCGAUCGAUGUUCGAUGACUAAACAUAGCUAGAGCAUACAUAUUGUCAAGGCAAGCCAAAAAAUCUCCUCUAAAAUCAAAUUUAAACAAUAGGGAAAUCAAGCAGGAACUGCCUCAAAGACAAAUACCCUUGAAGUUUCAAUUCGAUGUGAGUGAAUUUUCUAGAAAAUUCAUGGCAUAAGUCAGCCAAAUUAAAAGCUUAAACAAACACAACACUCAACUUCUGCUGGCAUUGACAUUUGCUUCUGGUUUGAAAUUUUCUGGAAUUAUUCAAGGGUAAAAUACAAAUAGAAAACUCGAACUGCAUCGAAAGAGAAUUCAAAAUGGCAGUUGCCUGCUCCUGGCUAUGGGAAAUGUUAUGAAUAAUGAAUUGAACAAGCAGAACAACACACAAAAAAUAUAACCGAACGUACAUUAAAACAUACAGUUAUUGGCAUGAGCUAUAGAGGAAAGAUAAUGCAUUAUUACAGAGCGACACACCCAUACACACACACCCACACACAUCCAACACCCAACAGAAACAAACAAACGACACAAAACCAACAUGUACUAUUGAAAUAUAAUUGUUAACCAUGGAAAAA
This is a messenger RNA of Drosophila eugracilis, 6576 nucleotides long. It is a transcript of the gene VAChT, whose product is annotated as vesicular acetylcholine transporter. Lineage: Eukaryota; Metazoa; Arthropoda; Insecta; Diptera; Drosophilidae. Gene Ontology annotation, biological process: xenobiotic transport; chemical synaptic transmission; transmembrane transport. The transcript is spliced from 2 exons. Gene Ontology annotation, cellular component: terminal bouton; membrane; AP-1 adaptor complex. Gene Ontology annotation, molecular function: xenobiotic transmembrane transporter activity; acetylcholine transmembrane transporter activity. The coding region runs from base 471 to 2201 and encodes 576 amino acids. The record is from RefSeq and is a predicted model, not a curated record.